This is a messenger RNA of Pelmatolapia mariae (spotted tilapia), 3111 nucleotides long. RefSeq names its product NLR family CARD domain-containing protein 3-like. Bases 41 to 2830 code for a protein of 929 amino acids. The transcript is spliced from 6 exons. The record is from RefSeq and is a predicted model, not a curated record. Lineage: Eukaryota; Metazoa; Chordata; Actinopteri; Cichliformes; Cichlidae. Gene Ontology annotation, biological process: intracellular signal transduction. Gene Ontology annotation, molecular function: protein binding.
GGAGAGGAAGAGAAGUAGAGAAGCAUUUCUGAAGAUCACAAUGCACUUCCUGAGGAGAAUGAAGCAGGAGAGGCUCGCUGACUGUUUGCAGUGCAAAUCUCCUUCCAUGUGCCAACAGAAUCUCAAAUGUACUCUGAAAAAGAAGUUCCAGUGUGUGUUUGAGGGGAUCGCUAAAGCAGGAAAUCCAACCCUUUUGAAUCAGAUCUACACAGAGCUCUACAUCACAGAGGGAGGGACUGCAGAGGUCAAUGAUGAACAUGAGAUCAGACAGAUUGAAAAAAAUUCCAGAAAACCAGACAGACCAGAAGCAACAAUUAGACAAGAAGAUAUUUUUAAAGGCUUGUCUGGAAAAGAGGAACCAAAAAUAGUGCUGACAAAAGGAGUGGCUGGCAUUGGGAAAACAGUGUUAACACAGAAGUUCAUUCUGGACUGGGCUGAAGGCAAAGCCAACCAGGACAUCCAGUUCAUAUUUCCAUUCACUUUCAGAGAGCUGAAUGUGCUGAAAGAGGAAAAGUUCAGCUUGGUGAAACUUGUUCAUCACUUCUUUACUGAAACCAAAGAAGCAGGAAUCUGCAGCUUUGAAGACUUCCAGGUUGUGUUCAUCUUUGAUGGUCUGGAUGAGUGCCGACUUCCUCUGGACUUUCACAAUGCAGACAUCCUAACUGACCCUAGAAAGUCCACCUCAGUGGAAUUGCUGCUGACAAACCUUAUAAGAGGGAAACUGCUUCCUUCUGUUCACCUCUGGAUAACCACACGACCUGCAGCAGCCAAUCAGAUUCCUUCUGACUGUGUUAACAUUCUGACAGAGGUCAGAGGGUUCACUGACCAACAGAAGGAACAAUACUUCAAGAAGAGGUUCCCAGAUGACAAGCUAGCUGAUAAAGUUCUCUCACAUAUGAAGACAUCACGAAGUAUUCACAUCAUGUGCCACAUCCCAGUCUUCUGCUGGAUCACUGCUACAGUUCUGGAGGAUGUGCUAAAAACCAGAGGGGGAGGACAGCUUCCCAAGAACUUGACUGAGAUGUACAUUCACUUCCUGGUGGUUCAGACAAAACUGAGCAACAUUAAGUAUAAUCAUUAUAGUAAAUCUGAACCAGAUAAACACUGGAGUCCAGAGAGCAGGAAGAUGAUUGAGUCUCUGGGAAAACUGGCUUUUAAUGAGCUGCAGAAAGGAAACCUGAUCUUCUAUGAAUCAGACCUGACAGAGUGUGGCAUCGAUAUUAAAGAAGCCUCAGUGUACUCAGGAGUGUUCACACAGAUCUUUAAAGAGGAGAGAGGACUGUACCAGGACAAGGUGUUCUGCUUCAUCCAUCUGAGUGUUCAGGAGUUUCUGGCUGCUCUUCAUGUCCAUCUGACCUUUAUUAAGUCUGCUAUCAAUCUGCUGGAAGAACAAGAAAUCUCCCAGAUGUGUGAAACAAGAGAAUUUGCAGAGACACAAUUCUUUGUGAGUGCUGUGGACAAGACUUUAAAGAGUCCAAAUGGGCACCUGGACUUGUUUCUUCGAUUCCUUUUCGGUCUGUCACUGCAGAGCAAUCAGAUUCUCCUUCGAGGUCUGCUGACACAACCAGGAAGUGGCUCACAGACCAAAGAGGAAACUGUCCAGUACAUCAAGAUGAAGAUCGAGGAAAUCCCUUGUCCAGAGAAAAGCAUCAACCUGUUCCACUGUCUGAAUGAACUGAAUGAUCGUUCUCUAGUGGAAGAGAUCCAAAAGUCCCUGAGAUCAGGAAGUCUAUCUACAGAUAAACUGUCUCCUGCUCAGUGGUCAGCUCUGGUCUUCAUCUUACUGUCAUCAGAAGAAGAUCUAGAUGUGUUUGACCUGAAGAAAUACUCUGCUUCUGAGGUUGCACUUCUGAGGCUGCUACCAGUGGUCAAGGCCUCUAAGAAAGCUCUACUGAAUGGCUGUAACCUUACAGAGCGAAGUUGUGACGCUCUGUCCACAAUUCUCAGCUCUCCAUCCUGUAGACUCAGAGAACUGGACUUGAGUAACAACGACCUGCAGGACGAAGGAGUGAAGGCACUGUCCAGAAGUCUGGAAAGUCCAUAUUGCACCCUGGAAACUCUUGGGUUGACAGGCUGCAUGAUCACGCAUGAAGGGUGUAUUGCUCUGGCCUCAGCUCUGAACUCCAACCCCUCCUCCCAUCUGAGAGAGGUCGACCUGUCCUACAAUCACCCUGGAGACACAGGAGUGAAACUUCUGGCUGCUGAGUUGAAUGAUCCACACUGGAGAAUAGAAAAUCUCAGAGCUGACCCAGUUGGAAUCGAGUGGUUAAAAUCAAGUCUGAGGAAGUAUUUCUGUGAAUUCAUGCUGGACCAAAACACAGCUCACAAAUUCCUCAAAUUAUCCGAAAGCAACAAAAAAGUGACAGACCUGAGAAAGGAGCACCCGUAUCCUGACCACCCAGAGAGAUUUGAUUACUGGCCUCAGGUGCUGUGUGAAAAUGGUGUGACUGGUCGCUGUUACUGGGAGGUCGAGUGGGUUGGAAAGGUUUAUAUUGCAGUAAGCUACAGAGGGAUUGGAAGGAAUGGAGACAGUGAUGCCUCAAAAUUUGGAGGCAAUGAGCAGUCCUGGUGUCUGACCUGCACUGAUGGAGGGUAUAGCGCCUGGCACAACAACAGCGGGACUCCCAUUACAGUAACGUCAUUAUCUGAUGUCUCUAACAGAGUAGCAGUGUAUGUGGACUGUCCUGCUGGCACUCUGUCCUUCUACAGAGUCUCCUCUGACACUCUGAUCCACCUCCACACCUUCAACACCACUUUCACUGAAACUCUUUAUCCUGGGUUUGGUUAUGGGGUGAAGUUGAACUCAUCAGCCUUUCUGUGCACGCUGUAGACCAGAAGCAUGGACAGAAAUCUCACUGGUUCCAUUAAUACAGUUUAACCUUAAAACUGAUGAAGAUUGUGAAAUAUGAUUUUGGAAUGAAAACUGACAGAACCAAGUUUGAACAAAAACCCAGGGUGAGAUGAGUGUCACUGAACUUUUCAUUUCAAUUUUAUUUAUAUAGCACCAAAUCACAACAACAGCUGCCUAUAAUUUAUAUUUAUAUUGUAAUGUAAAGACCCUAUAAUAAUAAGGGUCUUUUAGACUUUAAAAUCUUGGAAAAGGUCAACUUU